UCUUUGUCCAAUACACUCGUAUGGUAUAUAUCAUGGCUUUUUUCCCCAUUCCCAGCCAUCUAUCUCACUCCACGUUCCUACGUUCCUGACUUUACCGUCUGUCUCACUCUUUCAUUCGUGGCGUCUGGCAACUUUUCACUCUUUUUCAUUUUAGAUAUAAGGGAUUUACUCGCCCUUGUUUCCAAACAAUUACCUUCUUUACCAAGUACCCUCAGUGGUUCCCUUUCACUCUUUCUAUUUUCGUUGCCAAGCACGACAAAGCCACCACCAAUCGGAGCCCACGACCGUGUAGUUGGAAAACAAUACGGAACCGACGAUUCGACUUGAGUCUUCACUUAUAAGCCAGCGCAAGACCCGCUAUAUUCUUUCUGAGAAAGACGUUGAUCGAUUUUUUACCUUUUCCAAAAACUUUUAUCAGUUCUUUCUAGAGGAAGUCUCCAGCCAGCAACCAUGAAAUUUCAAGUCGCUACCAUUGCCGCCGGCCUCCUCUUGGCCGGCCAGGCGGUCGCCGCCCCCGCCCCUAGCGCCCCCCUCAGGGCCAGGGAUGGGAAGACGGCGGCAGAGAUCGUGGCCGAGAUCGCGCCCGACUCCAAGACCUGCGACGGGUCGGCGGAGUGCCGCACCGCCGACCAGGCCGGGCCCCUACUCGCCGACGCCAUGGUCAAGUACGGCGUCUACGCCCCCGGCCAGAUCGCGGGCAUCAUCGCGCUGACGGCCUUCGAGUCCGUCAACUACAAGUACAAGCACAACGUCUCGCCCGGCCGCCCCGGUCAGGGCACCUCCAACAUGCAGCAGUUCAACUACAACCUGAUGUACGCCCAGUCCAUCCCCGAGCUCAAGAGCCAGGUCGCCGGCGUCGACGCCAACGCCGCCGACGACAAGAAGAACGACGUCCUGGCCCUCGUCAACGCCGACGAGUACAACUUCGGCUCCGGCCCCUGGUUCCUCACCACCCAGUGCACGAGCGACGUCCAGACCGCCCUCGCGAAGGGCGACGACGCCGGAUUCCAGGCCUACAUGGGCUGCGUGGGCGUCACCCUCACCUCGGACAGGACGGCUUACUGGACCAGGGCCAAGUCUGCUUUCGGCCUUGCCUAGGUUUUCGUUUUCGAUGGGUAUUUUUAAGGACUCUCUUGGCCAUGCAUGGACGAAAAUAUGCGGAGUUGAGGUUCGGACAUUUUGAUGAAAUGGCAUUUGGCAUUAUCGUUUUUACGUCGCAUCAUUGAGCAAGGGAAAAAAGAGAUAGCGGUUCUGUGCUUCGGGGGAUUCGGUCGUCUUCGCUUCUGUGUAUAUUGAAUUUAUCCAUGAUUUUUAUAUAAAUGAUGUUCAUGGCAUGAUUGUGAUUAUGGUUAUGAUUUUCAUGUGAUGCGUCGUGAAGCGGCAAGAUUACGAUCUAUUAUUAUACCAACGAGUAACUCGUCGACUACGCUAUAGACAGGCCCGGCUCUAGCACUUGAGGGUUGCGAUCAGUCCAUAAGUGCUAGCUAAAGCUGUGCUGGAACUAGCUUGCUUGCAAAUCCUAAUA
Molecule: messenger RNA, 1525 nt
Organism: Annulohypoxylon truncatum
Lineage: Eukaryota; Fungi; Ascomycota; Sordariomycetes; Xylariales; Hypoxylaceae
Exons: 1
Coding region: 451-1098 (215 amino acids)
Source: RefSeq, a predicted model, not a curated record